Messenger RNA from Gloeophyllum trabeum ATCC 11539, 2517 nucleotides. Its product is annotated as urease. Gene Ontology annotation, biological process: urea catabolic process. The record is from RefSeq and is a predicted model, not a curated record. Lineage: Eukaryota; Fungi; Basidiomycota; Agaricomycetes; Gloeophyllales; Gloeophyllaceae. Gene Ontology annotation, molecular function: urease activity; nickel cation binding. Gene Ontology annotation, cellular component: urease complex. The coding region runs from base 1 to 2517 and encodes 838 amino acids. The transcript has 13 exons.
AUGCACCUGCUGCCCCGUGAGGAAGCGAAGCUGCUGCUGCACCAGGCAGGCUUCCUGGCCCAGAAGCGCCUGGCGCGAGGGCUGAAGCUUAACCAGACAGAGGCGACCGCGCUGAUCGCGAGCCAGCUGCAAGAGCGCAUCCGCGAUGGCCAGCACUCGGUCGCGGAGCUGAUGCAGCACGGGAAGACGCUCCUCGGACGGAGACAUGUCCUGCCGUCGGUGCCCGGGCUGCUGCACGAGAUCCAGGUCGAGGGGACGUUUCAGGACGGAGUUUUCCUGGUGACGGUGCAUGAUCCCAUUUGUACGGAGGACGGGGACCUUGCGGCCGCGCUCUACGGGUCAUUCCUACCUGUCCCUCCGAAUGAAAAGUUCCCCGUCGCAGACGAGUCCGAGUACGCGAAGGAGAAGGCCCCAGGAGCCGUCAUCGUCAAGAAGGAACGGAUCGUCAUCAAUAAAGGCCGUGAACGGGUCAAGCUGAAGGUCACUAAUAACGGCGACAGGCCUAUACAGAUUGGCUCUCACUACCACUUCAUCGAGACGAAUGCGAGCCUCUCCUUCGACCGCGCCAAGGCGUACGGCAAGCGCUUGGACAUCGCAGCGGGCACCGCGGUGCGCUUUGAGCCCGGCGACUCGAAGACCGUCACGCUCUGCGCCAUCGCGGGCGCGCAGAUCAUCUCUGGGGGGAACCUCCUCGCGUCCGGGAUAGUGGACGCUGACCGCACGGAUGAAAUUGUACGUAAUCUGGUGCAGAAGGGGUUCGGGCAUGUCCCGGAGCCGGGGGCGGCGGAGGUGCAUGAGGACACGGAUAUUGGGCGGCAGGCGUAUGUGGCGAUGUACGGACCCACGGUGGGUGAUAAAGUGCGUCUUGGGGACACGGCGCUGUGGAUCGAGGUGGAGAGGGACGAGACGGUCUACGGAGACGAAGUCAAGUUCGGCGGAGGGAAGUCGAUUCGUGAGGGUAUGGGACAGGCGACCAACCGCCCUGCAUCGGAGUGUCUCGACCUAGUGAUCACCAACGCCCUCAUCGUAGACUGGUCUGGCAUAUACAAGGCAGACAUCGGCGUCAAAGACGGAGUCAUCACGGGCAUCGGAAAAGCCGGGAACCCCGACGUGAUGGCGCACGUGCACCCCGCACUGACCAUCGGAUCCUCCACGGAGGUCAUCGCGGGCGAGAAACUGAUCCUCACCGCGGGCGCGGUGGACGCGCACGUGCACUACAUCUGCCCGCAGCAGGUGUACGAGGCGCUCGCGGCGGGCACGACGACGAUGAUCGGGGGCGGCACGGGCCCGAGCGCGGGGACGAAUGCGACGACGUGCACGCCGAGCCCGUUCUACAUGCGCCACAUGCUCGCGGCAACGGACGGGCUGCCGAUGAAUUUCGCGUUCACGGGCAAGGGGAACGAUGCCGGCCCCCAGGCCUUGGAGGAUAUCGUCAGAGCGGGCGCGGCGGGCUUAAAGUUGCAUGAGGACUGGGGAUCGACCCCAGCUGCUACCAUGAAUUGCUUGGAUGUGGGGGAUAAAUACGAUGUUCAGGUGAACAUACACACCGAUACCCUGAACGAGAGCGGGUUCGUUGAAAGCACGAUUGCUGCUUUCGGCAACCGUACAAUUCAUACCUACCACACGGAGGGUGCUGGUGGGGGACAUGCGCCGGAUAUUAUCGUCGUCUGUGGCCAAGAAAACGUCCUACCGUCAUCCACGAACCCAACCCGUCCGUACACGAACAAUACUCUGGACGAGCAUCUGGACAUGCUGAUGGUUUGCCAUCAUCUUGAUAAGUCGAUUCCUGAGGAUUUAGCCUUUGCAGAGUCUCGUAUCCGCGGCGAGACUGUGGCGGCGGAAGACGUUCUGCAGGACAUGGGCGCAAUAUCGAUGAUCAGCUCCGACUCUCAGGCAAUGGGCCGUGUCGGAGAGGUAGUCAGCAGGACAUGGAGGACCGCGAGUAAGAUGCGAGAGUUCAGGGGCCCACUCGCGUCCCUGGGCGACAGCGAAGGUAGGGACAAUGCUCGAGUCAAGAGGUAUAUUGCCAAGUACACCAUCAAUCCUGCCAUAACACACGGUAUAAGCCAUCUGAUUGGCCAUGUUGCCGUUGGCACACUUGCGGAUCUCGUUCUGUGGAAGCCUGAGAACUUCGGGGCCAAACCCGAGAUGAUCCUCAAGUCCGGAGUGAUAGCAUGGUCUCAGAUGGGCGAUGCCAACGCCUCGAUUCCCACUGUCCAGCCAUUCUAUUCCAAGCCGAUGUGGGGUUCCUACCCUGCAUCUGCCGCACUGAACUCUGUCGCUUUCGUGUCGGAGAUUUCUCUGACGUCAGGUGUCAUCAAGUCAUACGGCCUUUCUAAACGCUUCGAAGCAGUCAAGAAUUGCAGGAACGUGAAGAAGGGAGAUAUGAAGUGGAAUGACGCAGUCCCGAAGAUGUCCGUGGACCCCGAGAGUUAUGAAGUGCGAGCGGAUGGAGAAUUAGCGGAUGUCGCGCCAGCCGAGCGGCUACCCCUAGCACGAACGUAUAAUCUGUUCUAG